AUGGCUGCCUUGCCUUCUCCUACUCAGGUGGCAGGGACCCACAGCGCUAUAUACGAAGCAUAUUAUCAUCAGGUCGACCCCAAUGGCGCUGGAACUAUCCAGGCGCUGGACGCGGCGCGAUUCCUCAAAAAGUCCCGGCUCAGCGAUGUGGUGCUCAGCAAGAUAUGGGACCUCUCCGACCCCACCGGCAAGGGUUAUCUGGACAAAGCUGGUUUGUUCGUGGCACUAAAGUUGGUUGCGCUGGCGCAGGCCGGCAAGGACAUCAACAUGAGCAACAUACACUCAGAGGCGCCGCCACCUAAAGUGGGCGAGCUUCCCAAAGUACCUCCGGUGAGUGCGACGCCUCCGGCCCGGCCGGCGGCGCCCUCUCCCGCGCCCUCCAUGCCGCUCAGCGACUGGAGCAUGAAGCCAGCCGAGAGGGAUAAGUACAACCAGCUGUUUGAGUCAUUGCAGCCCAACAAUGGACUUAUCGCUGGGAAUAAGGUGAAAGGAGUGCUGAUGGAAUCAAAGCUACCUAUAGAUACUCUUGGCAAGAUUUGGGACCUCGCCGACCAGGACAAAGAUGGGAUGCUUGACAGACACGAGUUCAUGGUGGCCAUGCACUUGGUGUACAAAGCGCUGGAGAAGCACGCGGUGCCCACAACGCUCCCCCCAGAGUUGCGAGCUCGGCCAGCGCGGCCCCCAUCUCGCCCUCCAUCUCGUCCCCCGUCUAGACCACCGUCACGACCCCCAUCCCCAGGUUCGCGCCCACCCCGGCCGCAGCCCCCGCCCCAGCAGUCGCAAGGAAACACUGCGUUAUUAGAGGGACUCUUGGAUCUAUCAACUCCACCCUCACAAACCGCGCCGCCCAUACCGCCCGUGCCCACGAUGACCCCCCACAUGCCCUCUCAAGGCGCGGGGUCCAACUGGGUGGUGACGCCGGUGGAGAAGGCGACCUUCGACGCACAAUUCGCGGCAGCCGACACCGACAGAGACGGGUUCGUUUCCGGCCUCGAGAUCAAACACGUGUUCCUCGAUUCUGGACUACCUCAACAGACUUUGGCACAUAUAUGGGCGCUGUGCGACAUGGAAGGCUUGGGCAAGCUGUCGUGCAACCAGUUCGCGCUGGCCAUGUGGCUCGUGCGGCGCGCGCUGCGUGGCGUGGCGCCGCCCCCCGCGCUCACCCCCGACAUGCUGCCCCCCCCACAGGACGCGCUGCAGCUGCUCGCGCAGGUACUUUACAAUUUCUUAUUAGUCAUUCAGGUCAUUAAAUGUGUGUUAGAUUUCAUCCAACUCUGUUUAUCAGUUUUUUUAUGGAAGAGUAACUAA
Molecule: messenger RNA, 1308 nt
Organism: Arctia plantaginis
Lineage: Eukaryota; Metazoa; Arthropoda; Insecta; Lepidoptera; Erebidae
Source: the annotation of a GenBank genome assembly